AUGACUUUUGAGUCGACUCAAAAGUCACUCCACCCCGUUCCUUCCUCUUGCCCCACCCUCCUCUUCUGCAGCCGUGCAACCCAGCAGUGGGGGGAGGGGUCCCUCCAAGUCACAGCCAGCGUGGUUGCUUCCCUCGUCCCCUCCCCCCCCACCAUCCCCUUCUCCCCUACCCCUCGCGCCUUCCCUCCCCUUCUGAAGCCGUGCAACCCGGCAGUGGGGGGACCAGCCAAGUCACAGCUGGUGCAUGAGACACCGUGCAACCCGGCAGUGGGGGGACCAGCCAAGUCACAGCUAGUGCAUGAAACAGACGCUCUGGGGGGGGAGAUUGGCAGGAUGACGGACAGGUGCUACGUGCAGAAGCGCGUGCUCAACCGGUCGAGGGGGCCAGCAGUGUGGGCUUUAAGGGCGCAGACAGACAAGCGGGAGUACAGCGAGGAGAUGCGCAAGGUGGUGGAGAACACGCCCAACCUGUUCAUCCGAGAGGCAAUGGCAACGGAGCUCAUAGUGGGCCCCAACGACAACGUGCAGGGCGUGCGGACGUUCUUUGGGGUGGACUUUCUGGCUAAGGCUGUCGUGCUCACCACAGGUACCUUUAUGAACGGCCGAAUUUGGGUGGGCAGGCAGUCCCUACCAGCAGGCCGAGCAGGGGAAGGCGCCUCCCACGGCCUAACAGAGUACCUCCUCUCCCUCGGCUUCGAAUCCGACCGUCUAAAAACCGGCACGCCGCCGCGGAUCGACAUCCGGACCGUCGAUUUCUCCCGGUUGGAGGAGCAACCAGGCGACGAUCCUGAGGGGGGGGGCGGCGUGGGGGAGCGGUGGUUCAGCUUUGAUGAGAGCGUGUGGAGGAGGAGGGAGCAGAUGAGCUGCUGGUUGACCAGAACUACCAGUGAGACCCAUCGGCUGGUGGAGGCAAGCCUGCAUGAGACGCCCACUUAUGGCGGCUGGGUGGACGGGCGUGGACCCCGCUACUGCCCGAGUAUUGAGGAUAAGAUAGUACGAUUCAAGGACAAGGAGUCACAUCAGAUCUUCCUUGAGCCCGAGGGCCGAACCGUGCCAGAGCUCUACGUGCAGGGAUUCUCCACAGGCCUACCAGAACGCCUGCAGCUGGCCCUUCUCCGCUCUCUCCCCGGCUUGGAGCGCUGUGCCAUGCUGAGACCCGCUUAUGCAGUGGAGUAUGACUACCUGCCCGCCUACCAGUGCCAGCGCACACUCAUGACAAAGAAAAUUGAAGGGCUGUUCUUCAGCGGGCAGAUCAACGGCACCACGGGCUAUGAGGAGGCUGCUGCUCAGGGGCUGAUUGCGGGGAUCAACGCGGCCAGGCUGGCGGACGGAAAGCCGCUGAUUGCGCUUGAGAGGGAGAGCAGCUACAUCGGCACGCUGAUCGAUGAUUUGGUGACCAAGGACCUGAGGGAGCCGUACCGCAUGCUGACCAGUCGUUCAGAGUUCCGGCUGUUACUGCGAUCGGACAAUGCAGACGUGCGGCUGACACCCAUGGGGCGCGAGAUCGGGCUAAUUGACGACCGCCGGUGGAGCAUGUAUCUGGCGAGGCAGGCACGGAUGGACGCUGAGAAGGAGAGGCUCAAGCGGUACAAGCUGGCAGCCUCGCACCUGGCCAUCCCAGCAAUAGAGGAACUGUCAGGCUCAAGGCAGAAGCAGCAGCUGGAGCAGGUGGUAGCCAAGGAGCACCGCCGCAUUCCCGAGGACAUUGACUACGACUCGAUUGCCACCGUCUCCAAGGAGGCCCGUGAGAAGCUCACCAAGGAAGAGGACGCACAGAUGGGGCUCGGACAACGCGCACACGUGCGGGAAUUUGUGUGCACAUGA
Closterium sp. Naga37s-1 is the source of this 1824-nucleotide messenger RNA. Lineage: Eukaryota; Viridiplantae; Streptophyta; Zygnematophyceae; Desmidiales; Closteriaceae. The record is from the annotation of a GenBank genome assembly.